Messenger RNA from Lineus longissimus, 3827 nucleotides. RefSeq lists its product as uncharacterized. Lineage: Eukaryota; Metazoa; Nemertea; Pilidiophora; Heteronemertea; Lineidae. Bases 2489 to 3379 code for a protein of 296 amino acids. Gene Ontology annotation, biological process: DNA integration; DNA recombination. Gene Ontology annotation, molecular function: DNA binding. The transcript has a single exon. The record is from RefSeq and is a predicted model, not a curated record.
AACGGCAAAUCAUUCUUCCAUGGUGACAACUGGUUAUCGAAUGCCGAGCUCAGACUGUUUACUGACGCUUCAGGAAGCAUUGGUUUUGGCGCCCUAUAUAAAACACAUUGGUUCUAUGGGACUUGGCCUGAUACUUGGAAGAAGCUCAACAUCGCUACAUUAGAAUUGUUUCCCAUUGUGUUGGCAGUCUCAAUCUGGGGCAAAGAUUGGGCUAACCAGAAUAUUAUAUUCUUUACCGAUAACGAGGUCGUGGUAUCUGUUAUCAACAAACAAAUAAUAAUAAUAAUAGUCUCUUUUAUAGCGCUAUUCCAUGGACAGAGUCCUUGCUCACAGCGCUCCCUCUCCAAAAGCUCGCACAAACAGCCAGGUCUUUAUCGCUCCCUUGAAUUUUUCAGUGUCCACAGUGUCCCGAAUGCGGCAUGGAAGAGUAUUCCAUAGACGCGGUCCAUAACACUUGAAACUACGAUCCCCAAAAGAAGUCUUGGUUCUAGGAACCACCAGCUCCGAGAAAGCACCUGAUCGGGUUCUGCGGGGAGCAGGUUUCCCAGAAACACGGUCUCUCAGAUACUGGGGAGCUGCACCCUGCACGCACUUGUGCACCUGAAGCAACACCUUAAAGUCAAUCCUUUCUGCCACAGGCAGCCAGUGAAGCUUAAUCAGAGUGGGUGUUAUGUGAUCAAACUUCCUGACUCUGCAAACGAUGCGAGCAGCAGUAUUUUGAACACGCUGUAAUGGAGCAAGUGUCUUCUUCGGUAAACCAGCAAGUAAUCCAUUGUUGCAGUCAAGCCGAGAGGACACGAAGGCAUGAACCAGACGUUCCCGGCUAUCCUGGUCAAGGUAUCUACUAACACGGCCAAUACUAUACAAACUGGCAUAUGCAGCGUUGCAUAUCUUCUUUACAUGUGCUUGCAUUGUCAUGCCCUGGUCCAGAAGAACGCCUAGAUCCCGGACACAGUCAGACUUUGGUACCGAUACUCCAUCAACUGAUAUUCCGGCAAUAGAUCCAGUUCUGCGCGAUGAAACAAUGUUAAUCACAUCCAUUUUGGGGGCAUUGAGCGCUAGUUUGUUUUCAAAUAACCAGUCCUUCACAUCCUUAACACAUGAUUCCACGCGUGUCACCAUCCGCUUGCUCUGCAAACUAUCGACACAGGGGGCUGACGCUUCAAGCUGAUUGUCGUCAGCAUACAGUUGGUAUGGAACAUUAUGUUCUUGCAUGACAGCACUGAGUGGUAGAGUGUAUAUGGUGAACAGAACAGGACCAAGAACAGAGCCCUGGGGAACACCAUACUCGAGGACAACAGAGUCCGAGUACAUGUUGCCGAUUGCAACUGAAAGCUCUCUGCCUGCGAGAUAAGGCAAAAACCACUGGAAUGCCCUGUCCGCAAGGCCAAUGCGAUGUUGAAGUCGACUCAAAAGUAUAUGAUGGUCCACCGUAUCGAAGGCUGCGGAUAGGUCCAACAGCACUAGAAGAAACUCCUUUCCCACAUCAAGUGAGCCCAGGAUAUCACUUGUAAUGCGCAACAGUACAGUUUCUGUGCUGUGUCCUUGGCGAUAGGCGGACUGGUUUGGGUCGUAUAGAUUGUUCAACAACAUGUGAUCUCUUAAGCGCAUUGCUACUAUUCGCUCGAUAAGUUUGGAAAGAUAAGUCAAAUUAGACACCGGGCGGUAAUUCCCCAGUACUUCCUUGUCAAGUGUUGCUUUCUUAAGUAGCGGUUUGACCAGAGCGAACUUAAGAGGGACGGGCAUGUGGCCAGUCUCAAGCGACAGGUUGAUGAUCUUCACUAGUACAGGCAAGAGUGGUUCGACGCAUUUCUUCAGGAGCCACGUGGGGAUUGGAUCGAGACUACAUCCUUUAGCUGGCAAGGAGAGGAUGAGCUUCCUAACCUCGCUCUCUGACGUUGGUGCAAAGUCCUGUAGCAGGGAUGUGGUACUAGAGCCAUCGGAUGUUGCGAGCGGUUCAAAACCAGAGUCAUCAAAUUUCUCACGGAUGUUGCUGAUCUUCUGGCUAAAGAAAGAGCAGAAAUCCUCUGCCAUGGCCUUCGUGUCGGUAUUAUCUGGCAGAGGAGACACUGACUUCUUUCCAACAAGCUCAUUGACGACCUUGAACAGGUCUUUGCCAUUGCAAGCCUUGAUUCUCGAGCUAUGGAAAGAAAGUUUAGCCUUAUCAAUCAUCGUACUGAUGGCAUUGCACUGAGCUCUGAGCAUUUGUCUGUUUAUUUCAGUUCGUUCAUUUCGCCACUUAUUCUCGAGUUUGUGGCGAAUUAUUCUGGCAACAAACAUCUAAGGAAAAGCAGGUCAUGUCCUUAGUUCGCUCUCUGGUGAAAACAUGCCUCUUUCAUAACAUUGUGGUCAAAGCUAAGCAUAUUCCCGGCAAAAAGAAUGUUCUAGCUGACAUGCUCUCUCGUUUACAGAUACCUGCAUUUCUGAGGCGGGCACCUUGGGCGGAUGCGACGCCCACUCUUAUCCCUCCAAACUUGUACCCGGAUGGAUGGAAUCUGCGCUCAUAGAAUUGCGUGGCAAUAUGGUUUCAUCAGCUACUAUGUCUGCUUAUCGCAGAUCUUGGGAUAAUUUUUCUCAAUUCUACAAUGACUACAUAGGCGGUAACUUAAACCUACCCAUAUCCAUACCAUGUUUGACUCUCUUCAUCGCAUUUUUGCAUGGGCGGGGGUUUUCUCCCUCCUCCAUAGCGUCAUGCAUGUCAGCUAUAGCAUAUUUGCACAAACUUCGUAAUCUACCUGAUCCGACAAAGUCAUUUGUCGUAAGUAAAUUAAUCUGCGCCGCGAAGAAUUUACGCGCGCAACCAGACAUCCGCCUGCCUGUUACCAAAGAAAUUCUUCACAAACUGCUGGUUGCGACACCUCGGGUGACUUCAUCACACUACAAGUCAGUUAUGUUUCAGACCGCAUUGGUUCUUGGCUUCAACGCCUUCCUGAGGAUUGGGGAGAUGCUUCCUUCGUCUAAAUCCCGUGCAGCCAACUGCCUUCACCUGCACGACCUCAUAAUCCAAUCAGAUGGGCUAAUACUCUCCUUCCGGAGAUUUAAGUCUAGCAAUACUCAGGGUUCUCAAACCCUGAGGUUAUCGGCCAAGACAAGCUGCUGCCCUUUAGUGCAUACGAGGGAAUUUCUGGCUGUCCGGGGUUCAGCACCCGGGUUGCUUUUCUGUUACCCAUGUGGCUCCCCUUUCCUACGCAGAGAAUUCGAUAACACGCUUAAGCGCGCUCUCUCCUUUUGUGGUCUCGACUCGUCCCGCUUUAAAGGGCACAGUCUGCGCAUCGGGGCAGCAACACAGUCUGCUAUCGAGGGCAAAUCUGAUGCUUACAUACGGGCAGCAGGCAGGUGGGCGUCUGACGCAUUCCGCAAAUACAUUAGAAUCUUAUAACUACAUGUAGUUUCAUGAUAUUAUGAUGUAUACCGGGUCAGACUGAGGCUGCCCGACUUUGAUUAUCUCACUGUAACGGUAUUUCCCCAGUCAGACUUAGGCUGCUGGGUUUACGUUAACUGGCUCUAUAUUAUACGUGUUGGAGAGAGCAUUCUCUGCCGGUUGUGGGGUGGCCUCAAUGACUUUCGGCUUGUGACGGUACCCUCUCAACCGUUUCUGCAAAUUGUCUAUUUUAAUAUGCUUUUGGUCACAUGAACCACAAGUCCAAUCUCUAUUGUCAACCAUGGUCAUGUGACGCAUUUAGUUUCAUACCCUUGCUAGGGUAUCUUAUUUCAUGUUUUGCAGACAAUGCUCUCUCUUGUAAUUUGUAAAAUAAAUAUAUUCCUCAUAUCUUGGCCUAAUCGGCCCAUAAUCAAUCUAUAUAACGUGUUGUGUUAGUCAUUCUGAG